Molecule: messenger RNA, 1002 nt
Organism: Diorhabda carinulata
Lineage: Eukaryota; Metazoa; Arthropoda; Insecta; Coleoptera; Chrysomelidae
Product: transcriptional adapter 1-like
Exons: 2
Coding region: 50-913 (287 amino acids)
Biological process (GO): regulation of transcription by RNA polymerase II
Cellular component (GO): SAGA complex
Molecular function (GO): transcription coactivator activity
Source: RefSeq, a predicted model, not a curated record
UCUAUGUUUAUUUACGUGGUUAUGUCAAAAACGUAAAUAUUAGUUCAUUAUGGAUUUAAAUGAAUCUCGAAAAGAACUAGAAUCCUGUUUAACGGAAGAACAAAAAAAAGAAUAUUUUUCUCUUCUUAGAAAAUGGUUUCUGUUUAGUUCUCCUAUAAAUAAAGACACAUUCGACAGUAACGUAAGAAAGUUAUUAGUAACAGAAGAACAGAUACGAUGCCACAAUUUUUUCCUUCUAGCCAUCCUAGCCAAAUGUAGUUCAAAUAAUAAACCGAAAAAUACGCGUUUGUCGAAUGAAAAAGGGGGUUUUGAAUACAUUGAUUAUUCGGAUUACAUUCAACCCUCCAGUCCGACUGCAGUUCCUCCGUCUGAUUUCGAGAAUCGUAGCGCCGCAGCGGAGCUAUUCCUUCCGGACAGUAGCUUCGUAUCUUGUAGGGUAGCUAUAGUAGCAUGGGAAAAUGGAAUGCAAGGUGCAAACGAAAAAGUAACUGAACUAAUGGUACAUUCUUGUCAAGUAUUCGUUAAAAAUAUAAUAACAGCUAUGAUAUCAAAAAAGAAAGGUUAUAAAAUUAGAGAUGGGAAAUUUCAGUUUGGUUUUAAUCAUCCGAUCCCCGAUCCAUUUGUGAGGAACUCUAACAAUAUAAUAGACGAUUCGUUGGAGUCUAAAGUAGAAGUUGUGGAUGAAGAUGACACGUUUAGACCGAAAUAUAAACAAUCACUGGAAAGUAUCGAGCAAAAUAUCGCUUUUGCUUAUUCUUGUGCUAAAAAACCUAAAUUUAAUAACACCCUGAGUGUUAAACUGUUGUAUGAUACCAUCAGAGAUAAUCCAUCGAUAUUAGGGUUGCACACUAUUAAUAGCACCAAUUUAUUCAAAUUAAGCCUCCAGUUAAGCGAUGAGGAUGAUAGUGAUUGAAGAAAAUGAAAUUUUGUGCAUAAUCUUGUUAAUUUCUUGUAUUGUUUAUAAUAAUUGACUCAAUAAAGAUAAGAAAAUCCUGUUUUUAA